Messenger RNA from Trametes versicolor FP-101664 SS1, 354 nucleotides. RefSeq lists its product as uncharacterized. NCBI's taxonomy places the organism in Eukaryota, Fungi, Basidiomycota, Agaricomycetes, Polyporales, Polyporaceae. Bases 1 to 354 code for a protein of 117 amino acids. The record is from RefSeq and is a predicted model, not a curated record. The transcript has 7 exons.
AUGCGCUUCAUAAAGGCUCUCCUAGCGGCGGUCUCAGCGGCGGUGGCAGUAACAGCCAGUGGUCCGCUCCUGGUCAAUACUCCGCCGUCUCCGGAGCAAUGCGGUAUCACAGUGGUAACGUGGAGCGGAGGGUUCGAGACGUACUCCAUGGUCGUCUUCAAAGACGACGAGGUCGUCCAGUCGUUUAGGAACAUCCCAGAGACAAAUGCGACUCAGACCGACUUUACCUGGUUGACGAACAUCGCCGCCGGUCAGCAGGUCAGAAUCCAGGUCUUCGACCUGUUGGGAACAAUCGCGUCGACGGGACUCUUUACUAUCCAACCCGGCACCAGUAACUGCAGUCUUCUCAACUGA